AUGGUUUUACAGAAACAUACCAAAUUGUUUCCUUUUCUUUGCCUUCAAUUGUUUCUACUCGUCUCGCUAAGCAUUGGUUCUUCGGUUCAUGGAGUUGAUCAAAAGAACUUUUACAUUGUUUUCUUGGGAGCGAAACCUAUAAGCCGAGACGUUGCGAUUAAGACUCAUUUAAAUGUUCUAUCUUCUGUCAAGGGAAGCUAUCGUGAAGCCGAAGAGUCCAUUGUAUAUAGUUACACUGAGAGCUUCAACGCAUUUGCUGCAAAACUGUCUCAACAUGAAGCCGAAAAGUUAUCUGACAUGAAUGAAGUUGUUUUGGUGUUUAAAAAUCGGUAUCGUAAGCUACACACAACAAGAUCGUGGAACUUCAUUGGUUUGCCUCUCACUGCUAAGAGAAGAUUGAAAUUAGAACGCGACAUCGUUGUUGGUCUUUUGGACACAGGGAUCACGCCGGAGUCAAAAAGCUUCAAAGAUGAUGGAUUAGGUCCUCCACCAGCAAGAUGGAAAGGAACUUGUGGCCACUAUGCUAAUUUCUCAGGCUGCAACAACAAGAUCAUAGGAGCCAAAUACUUCAAGGCUGAUAAAAACCCUGAUCCAUCCGACAUAUUAUCACCGAUAGACGUUGACGGUCACGGAACUCACACUGCAUCAACAGCAGCAGGUGAUUUAGUGCCAAAUGCAAGUCUCUUUGGAUUGGCCAAUGGAACUUCGCACGGUGCCGUGCCAUCAGCUAGGUUGGCAAUUUACAAAGUCUGUUGGUCAUCAAGUGGAUGUGCAGACAUGGACAUACUUGCUGCAUUUGAUGCUGCUAUACAUGAUGGUGUCGAUGUCAUAUCAAUUUCCAUAGGCGGAGGAAGUUUUGAUUAUGUUCAUGACCCUAUAUCAAUCGGCGCGUUUCAUGCCAUGAGGAAAGGUAUAAUCACCGUUGCAUCAGCUGGAAAUGAUGGUCCAAGUAUGGCAACUGUGACAAACACUGCACCAUGGAUUGUCACAGUAGCUGCUAGCGGCAUCGAUAGAACUUUCAAGAGCACUGUACAAUUGGGGAGCGGAAAAAAUGUUUCUGGAAUAGGAAUUAGUUGUUUCAAUCCAAAACAAAACCAGUACACUAUUAUUAACGGGAUUGAUGCUGCGAAAGACUCGAAAAGCAAGGAAGAUGCCAAAUCAUGCUUCUCAGGCUCCUUACAGGAAGAUAAGGUGAAGGGAAAGCUUGUUUACUGCGUAGGAUCAUGGGGGACUGAAGCUAAUGUGAGAGAAAUCGGAGGCAUUGGCGCUGUAAUAGAAUACGACAGUUAUCCCGACGUUGCUCAAAUUUCCAUGGCUCCUGCUACUAUUGUCAACCAUAGCAUAGGUGAAACUGUUACCAAUUAUAUCAAAUCCACAAGAUCGCCAUCGGCAGUAAUAUACAAGAGUCGUGAAGAAAAAGUGCAAGCUCCAUUUACUGCUACAUUCUCAUCUCGAGGACCGAAUCCAGGAUCCAAACAUAUCCUCAAGCCUGACUUAGCAGCUCCUGGAAUCGACAUCUUAGCGUCUUAUACUCUUAGAAAAUCACUCACUGGUUUGACAGGAGAUAAACAAUUUUCAGAAUUUUCUAUAAUAUCCGGAACUUCCAUGGCAUGUCCGCAUGUAGCCGGAGUAGCAGCAUAUGUGAAGUCAUUUCAUCCCAAUUGGACUCCUGCUGCAAUCAGAUCCGCUAUUAUCACGACCGCGAAACCUAUGAGUAAAAGAAUUAACAACGAAGCAGAAUUUGCGUUUGGUUCUGGUCAACUAAACCCAACAAGAGCAGUUUCUCCUGGUCUAAUCUACGACAUGGAUGACUUCGGUUAUAUCCAAUUUCUGUGCCACGAAGGUUACAAAGAUUCAAGUUUAUCGGCCCUAGUUGGUUCUCGUAUAAAUUGUUCGUCUAUACUUCCUGGACUUGGCCAUGAUGCUAUAAACUAUCCAACCAUGCAACUUAGCUUGGAAAGCAAGAAACACGCAACCGUUUUUAGAAGAACGGUUACGAAUGUAGGUCCUGUUCCGAUUAUCUACAACUCUACUAUUAGAUCGCCAAAAGGAGUUGAAAUCACAGUGAAGCCUAGUUUUCUUAGUUUUGAUACAAAGAUGCACAAGAGGAGCUUUGAAGUGGUUGUGAAAGUAAAAUCUAUUGCAAGUAUGGAGAUUCUAUCAGCUUCACUUAUAUGGAGAAGUCCACGUUACAUUGUUAGAAGUCCUAUAGUUAUUUACAAGCCAUAA
Messenger RNA from Vicia faba (fava bean), 2229 nucleotides. The record is from the annotation of a GenBank genome assembly. Lineage: Eukaryota; Viridiplantae; Streptophyta; Magnoliopsida; Fabales; Fabaceae.